This is a messenger RNA of Larimichthys crocea (large yellow croaker), 1710 nucleotides long. RefSeq names its product OX-2 membrane glycoprotein-like. Gene Ontology annotation, molecular function: cell-cell adhesion mediator activity. The transcript is spliced from 8 exons. Lineage: Eukaryota; Metazoa; Chordata; Actinopteri; Sciaenidae. The record is from RefSeq and is a predicted model, not a curated record. The coding region runs from base 245 to 1258 and encodes 337 amino acids. Gene Ontology annotation, cellular component: neuronal cell body; cell surface; axon. Gene Ontology annotation, biological process: negative regulation of neuroinflammatory response; heterotypic cell-cell adhesion.
AGUCUUUUGUUUUUAUUAUAAGGAGGCCCAUAUUUUAUUUCUCAUGAUCUGUGGCUGCAUCGUAAUAGGUGUUUAUAUCUGACUUAUCACUUGGAACUUACCCUGAGAUAAAACCUGGCGGCAGAUUGUAACAGGAACAGACAUGUCAGAUUCCUUUGUUUGACCAACCCUUCAUAAAGGUCUAUGGCGACCAGCUCACCUGGAUUUACCUGUUUUCUGUCUGAAGUUUGAAUCUGCAGCAGAGAUGACGCGUCAUCCAGUUUUAUAUUUGCUUUAUUCGUUUGGAUUCUUUCAUAAAGGUCAAGCAGCUCCGGUACAAACACAGCUCACUGUGAUGGCAGCAGUCGGAGAUGAGGCUUGUUUGAGCUGUCAGCUGACUCAACAUAAAGAAGUUCUUCAAGUCACCUGGCAGAAACUUUCACCUGAGGGAGAGAAGAAUGUUGCAACAUCCACCAAAUACUUUGGUCUUCAGGUGAAUCGUGGCUUCAUAGAUAAAGUGGAGUUUAAAGAUGCUGGACUGCAGAACAGCUCCAUAGUUAUCAGGAACGUGACGGAGCAGGAUGAAGGAUGCUAUGCCUGUUUGUUCAACUCCAACCCUGAAGGUGCUCUCACUGGUAGAACCUGCCUCAAAGUCUACGAGCUGCAUGAACCCGUCCUACAUGUAGAGUCAAACUCUGCUGAAGAGGCAGUUGUGUCCUGCUUGGCCACAGGUCGACCUGCUCCCACAGUAACAUUAAGAGUCCUGCAACAAGACCUCCACCUGUCAAACUACAGCUCUGUCAGUGUCACCAACACCAACAGUACAGUCACUGUCACCUCUACAGCUGUGCUGUCUGGUUUCCAUGAUGACCGCACACAGGUUGGAUGUGCAGUACGAGUGCUCUCUGGUCCUCAGAAAGAGGUGUUGAUGAUGAUUCCUGAGGUCAAACAGUCGUCUGCUGAUGGUUUUGAUGAGUUAUCUGGAUCUAAUAACCGUGAUCGCAGUUGGACUGUCAUCAGUGUAUCGUUGUUGUUGGUGGUGUUAGUCUGUGGUAUUUUUACAUUGGUCUUUCUCCGACGUAAACGAGAAAAUAAAAACAGUCUGUCACACAGGAACGAUGAGAUGAACGAGAUGGUUCAAGUUACAGUCAGAGACACAGAAGAGACUGGAGCAUCUUCAGAUACACAGGACAAAGGGCAGAUCAGACGACGGACAUCUCCAGAGAAGAAUCAGGCAAGUGACGACUCAAAUCCAUCACCGUCAUCAUCAAAGACAUGAUGAAUGGAUCAGCAGUUUAAUGUGUAACUGUGUGAGGAGGUGAUGCAGGAGAGAGUCAAGGUAAUCUAAAGACCUGAACCCACCUGCAUCAAAGCUUCAGAGGGAAAAUAUCUGGUCAUUGUGAACACUCGAUUAUUUAUCUCAUAUCUCUGUGAUAAGACAGUUAUGGCAGCUCCUUGUGAUAAAAAAUGUCUUUUUUUAUACGAUUUUGAUACGUUUUUUGUCUUGACACUGUACAUUUUUUUUUUUUUAGAGUGUGUGUGUUUUUUAGUUUGUGUCAUUUAUUUUUUAUAUUUUUACAUGAUCAAUAUUGCCAAAGAAGCACUGACAGGGAAAUACUGUGUAAUUAUUGUUUUGUUUUCUGUGUGAUGUUUACAAUGAUGCACUGAUAUCUACACGUUACUUUGAUGCAUGUCUUUGUAAAUAAAUAGAUUUUCUUCGCUGUCACCUCG